Morchella importuna is the source of this 534-nucleotide messenger RNA. RefSeq lists its product as uncharacterized. Lineage: Eukaryota; Fungi; Ascomycota; Pezizomycetes; Pezizales; Morchellaceae. Bases 1 to 534 code for a protein of 177 amino acids. The transcript has a single exon. The record is from RefSeq and is a predicted model, not a curated record.
AUGUACCGCGAGCUCUUCCGCACCCUCGCCAACCUCCCCCACACCCUCCCACCAAACCCCUUCCUGCAGAAGAAAAAACCCGCCCCAGAAAUAUCCCCCCUCGCCUUUAUCCCCUCCGAGCGUCUCCUCUCGCUCGUCUGCCGCGCCGAAGACCUCCCCGACCUCAUCGCGUUCGAAGAAACCGUCCUCUGCAUCUACGAAAAGGACCCCGCGCGGCGCGACCGCUGCUUCAUCGCGAACCACCCCGACGUUACCCCCAGCCACGAAGACAUCUGGCGGUUCACAGUUGAGUGUAAUGUCUACAUUGCUAGUAUGCAUUCCGCUGUACGGAAGCUGAAGGUGGAGUUGGAUGCUGUGGUUAAAGAGUUAAGGACUACGUGGUUGGCGGAGAGGGAGGCGUGGAGGUGUAGGGCUUUGAAGGCUGUCGAUGCGAGGGAUGAGGAUUGUCAAGAGGACUGGGAGGAGGACUUGUGGAUUGGGAGGGUGCAGAGGAUUGAUGAGAUGAUGAAGAUGCUCUAUGAUGAGAAGGAUUAG